UACUCGUACCAUGCUCCACUGCUCACUUUUGCGACCGUAGCAGAAUGUUCCACUUCUCCAAACAUUAACGAACCCACAACAACCUUGAAUACGACACAACACAAAGUUCACAAAAUACCCACACCAAGCACCAGGUUAUUCUAUUCCCAUACUCAGGCAUGAAGUCGAAAUUCGAGGGAACUGUCAAGAAGAAGGAAAAGAACGACAGUGUCGCUGCCAAAGCGAUCGCGGCUCUGGCUGCGGCCCGGGGUUUUACCAACGCAAAACACCAACGACGGGCCUGCCGCGUGCUCAUCGAUCUGACCGAACAGCCAGAAGCGGUGGACGCCGAGUCGAGGGACGCAGACACUACAAAACGAAACCGCCGGGAUUGCCAGUCCACCGACGGCGAARAAUCGUUGUCCUCGCCRCCGAAGUGGAACCUGGUUCCGACCUUUUCGAAUCUCAGCUCCGGCGAUGGCAACGACUACCACUACGACGAAGURCUGACAYRUGUGUCCACGGAGAARYCUGCCUCCACUCGAAUGAAAGUCCUGGAGAAAUCCCUGGACGUGCCCUACUUUUGGCACUAGAUUCAAACACGUCGAAGCGAACGCAUUGUAUACRGUGUASCCAUAGAAUACAUGAAACGAAAAAUAACUCGAMUGCAAAAUAGAACAAUAGAAAAGAC
Molecule: messenger RNA, 670 nt
Organism: Pseudo-nitzschia multistriata
Lineage: Eukaryota; Bacillariophyta; Bacillariophyceae; Bacillariales; Bacillariaceae
Source: the annotation of a GenBank genome assembly